AUGGCAUCUGCUUGGGCAUUUUUAACUGUGCUUGGGGCUGCGCUAAUCCACCUUUCGCUUGGAUACAACUACACGGUUGGCAACAUGAAUGCAUAUCUGAUACCGUACAUGAAUAUCACAUCUGGUCAAACGGUUUGGAUUCAUGCAGUAGUUAUAUCUGGGCAGGCGAUUGCAAUGCCUUUGGGCGGCUUGCUGACAUCAAAAAUCGGUUUUCGCAUUGUUGUUGCAGUGGGCUGCCUAUUGUGCAGUGGUGGUGUUGCAUUGUCUUCGUUAACAGUGCAGCAUGGUCUUGGUCCCUUUAUUUUUACAUAUGCUGUCAUGUUCGGACUUGGAAUGGGUCUCCCCUACUCUGUAUUAUUCACAUUGGCUGCAGAUUGGUUUCCUAACCAUCGCGCUGUUGUGACUGGCAUUAUCCUUGGUGGUUUGGGAAUGGGUGCACUGCUCUUUACACCAACACAAACAGCAUUAAUUAACCCAUACAAUUUGCCAAACUCAGACCCGUCAGUGCUGGCUCGUGUUACUAGAUCAUUCCUCAUUCUUGCCGCUGUCAUGUUUGUUCUUCAAAUUAUUGGAUUUUCCCUGUUACGCAAAAGUCCCUCAUCUGCUAAUGACGAUGAUGAUGUAUUUUCGGAAUCUGACAAUUCGGAAAUUCUAGAUAAGGAUGAUUCUGAGGUAGCGGUGAAAAUUGAGAGCAGUGACAUUCAUAAUAUCUACAACUACACAAUCCAAGAGGCCCUCAAAUCAAUUGAUUUUUACACAAUUGCAAUUAUUAUUUUCUUGGACACUGUACCCAUCACACUGCAGUCAUCAGCCUAUAAAGUGUUUGGUUCAGAACACGGACUGGAGGACCGUUAUCUAUCAACCAUUGCCACAUGUACAGCAAUCUUCAACUGCAGUGGUCGUGUUAUUUGGGGUCUCAUCUGCGACCAUGUGUCUUUCAAGAUUCCCCUUGGUUGGUUUCUGAUGCAAUGGGCCAUACUUUUUGGGACAUUCCCUCUAGUUGCUGAAACAAAGGUUUUCACAUACUUAUUCCCAGUUUGGGUCUUUCUCCUCUUUUUCUCAAUGGCUGGCCACUUUGUCCUUAUGCCUGCCGCCUGUUCUCGCAUCUUCGGUCCAAAGAACACAGCCACCACCUACGGCCUCCUGUACUUCACAACUGUAAGCUGCUCUGCAUUUACGAGGUCACUCAUUUUGAAGGAAAGAUGUCCCAGUGCUAUUAUCUUGGCUGCAAUCGUGUCCCAAUAUGAUAUCAAAAAGAACUUCCCUCUGACCUUCUAUUGUUGCUGUGCUCUAUGCCUUGUCAGCUUUGCGCUUUCACUUUUCCUGAAGGAUAAGUUUGGGAAGUGGCGUGAUGUCACGCGUCUCUGCACAAAUGCCUGCAAUAUUUGCCGUUACGAGCCGCCUAUGGCGAGGGAAAUGGAGGAUGACAGCGCUGCCGAGCUCUCAGUUGUUACCAACACCAAAAUAUAUGAUAGUUGA
This is a messenger RNA of Echinococcus granulosus, 1479 nucleotides long. Its product is annotated as Inner membrane protein yhjX. Lineage: Eukaryota; Metazoa; Platyhelminthes; Cestoda; Cyclophyllidea; Taeniidae. The coding region runs from base 1 to 1479 and encodes 492 amino acids. The transcript has 11 exons. Gene Ontology annotation, molecular function: transmembrane transporter activity. The record is from RefSeq and is a predicted model, not a curated record. Gene Ontology annotation, biological process: transmembrane transport.